Messenger RNA from Cylindrotheca closterium, 852 nucleotides. The record is from the annotation of a GenBank genome assembly. Lineage: Eukaryota; Bacillariophyta; Bacillariophyceae; Bacillariales; Bacillariaceae.
AUGUAUCGACACCACAGUUCUGCUCGUGUUGGAGUCGGCAAGCGUGGCCAUGGAGGUCGAGAGUACCGCCCUCCUCGACCAAGGAAAGAUCCAAAUUCCACUCCACCUCCGCUGAAGGAAUGCUCGUGUCUGUUGCAAAUCGACAUACCCGAGUAUCUCCAGCCAGAACCUACCGGUCGGAGUCAUGUCUCUCUUGGAGGUCGAGAGAAGGUGCAAGAAUUUGAGCGUUUUCUUAGGGCUAAUUGCACGGUACAUUUGGUGAUCCCAGGUCGAAAGCAAGCUGGGCCUGUGGCGAUUGCGGGAAGGAGUCACGAGGAGACGCUCCCUGCGGCAACCUAUUUGCUUUCCAAGUUGAGGUCUCCUUGGACCGAUUUUGUAGAGGGUCGCAUUCAGCUAAAUGUCAAGAAUGCCCAGGCACCGACCAUUACAGGACGAUGGAGAUGCCCACAAAUCGAGUCGUCAGAUGGACCAGACCCACCAAGACCGAUUUGUAUCUUUGAGAGCGAAAAGUGGAAUGUGUUGGCCUGUAUGUGGACGCCAUCUGACCCAACAGCAGAUACGGCAACAGAAGUAGUAGCAGAAACUACUGACAACACGGAACUGAAUCGGGACUCUUCAUUAGCAAGCCAAACAAGCGAACAGAGUGAUGACAAUGACGAUGACUGGACUCCAUUUCUGGAAGUCUUGCGGAUAUGCCUAGACAAUGUGAUUCUCCGAGUGGGAAACUUGCAAGGCCUGUUUACAUUUGUACACGACUUUCCGCCAAUGGCUCUAGUGUGUGGGGAUCCGAGGCACGUGGAAUUGAUUAGCGAAGAGAUUGCAAAUGUGGUCAACCUUGGAAAAGAUAUCUGA